Molecule: messenger RNA, 1870 nt
Organism: Labeo rohita (rohu)
Lineage: Eukaryota; Metazoa; Chordata; Actinopteri; Cypriniformes; Cyprinidae
Gene: tmem229a
Product: transmembrane protein 229A
Exons: 1
Coding region: 125-1138 (337 amino acids)
Source: RefSeq, a predicted model, not a curated record
UGCAAAUGCGGUUAGUGAGAUUUUGGGCUUCGUGGGGGCGCAGCGUGUCACCGGCGAGUCGCGGCGUAAAAUGACCGUCAGACAAAGACGCGUCGACAUCUGAGUGCGUUUGAGGACAGCUGCGAUGAUGACGACGAGACGAGCGGACAGCCUGCGAGCCCGCGAUGCGGCGCGACAAGCGUCCGCGGGCGCUUUACCGCAGUGGAUGCGCAUGUAUUUCUACGGGAUGCACGGAGUCACGCUGGACAUCCUGCUGUCGUCUGCGCGCCGGUUCCUGGACGGCAACGACUUCAGACUGCUGGGAUUCUCCUCUCCGUAUCUUUGCGUCGUGCAUUCUAUCACGCAUCUGGUUUUGGAGAAGAUCUACCUGCAAAAAAGAUGCUUCCAAGAGCGCCCUGUCGUUUUCCACCUCGUCUUCUACCCGUCCUUGUACAUCUGCCUGCAGAUUUUAAUAGGGAAUGUGGUGACCAGCACGGAGAACAUCAGAGUGGUUUCUGUCACGCAGCUCGUUGUGCAUUACCUCCUCGCUUUGUACUUCACAAAUGUCUUUCAUAAAGGCUUCCUGCGUCUGCAGUACCAGGACAAGCGGGUGUUAUUGAGGUCAUCCUGCCCGAACGGGUUACCCGGCGUCCUGCGCUUCGUGUUCUUCGGGAUGCACGGCUUUCUGGACGAGGUGGUUUUCACAUCGGUGUUCAACUUGUUUGAGAAAGCGGACCGGACCUUGAGGGGCCACACGUCCUUGUGGUCCUUCCUCAUGUAUGGAAGCUGCAGCUUCGUGGUGGAGAAGCUCUACCUCCAUCUGCACUUCAGGAGAGGAUGGGGAACCUUGCAGCGCCUUCCCAUCUACAUCUGCUUCAUUUACACGUGGGAGUUCAGCUGGGGCUUCGCUCUGAGACAGUAUGACGCCUGCUCCUGGGACUAUUCCCACUAUCCUCUCAAUUUCAUGGGACUGGUGACGCUGCUGUAUCUUCCAGGAUGGGUCUGUCUGAGUCUGUAUCAAGACGUCUUGUCGAAUAUUCUGCUGAGGGUUGUGUGUAAUGAUAGGAAUGAUGAGGAGAUGCCAAACGCUGGUGCCAAUGGACGCCUGCUGCCAAAAGGGAAGCUGGAGAAGGACAAAUCGCAUGUGGGCUUUUCCUAAUGUAUCCUCCUGGGACCAGCAAAAAAGACAUUUGAAUGUUUGAUGCUUGAGAAAGAAUUAAGAAAGGCGAGAUUAGGGCUAGUUGUCACUCCAGGUUUAUUUUGAAGUCAAUUUCUGUUUCGGGCAUGUUGUCACACUAUGUGGGGUAAGUUGUCACAAUGAGAACCUUUAUAUAUGUAUAUAUAUAAUAUAUGACCCUGGAAUACAAGCCAGUCAUUAUGCAUCACUGAUGUAUGGUUUGUUAGGAUAGGACGAUAUUUGGCUGACAACUGUUUGAAAAUCUGGAAUAUGAGGGUGCAAAAAAAAAUCAAAAUAUUGAGAAAAUCGCCUUUAAAGUCCAAAUGAAGUUCUUAGCAAUGUGUAUUACUAAUCAAAAAUUACAUUUUGAUAUAUUUACGGUAAGAACAUGGAACAUGAUUUUUACUUAAUAUCGUAAUGAUUUUUGGCAUAAAAGAAAAAUCAAAAGUUUUGACCCAUUCAUUGUAUUUUUGGCUAUUGCUUACAAAUAUACCAGUGCCAUUUAAGACUGGUUUUGUGGUCCAGGGUCACAUAUAUAAAUUUAAAUACUAAAAUAAUUGUGAAUCACACAAAAAAAAAAUCAUGAAAAUAUAAAAAUAUGUAAUUUAACACAGACAAAUAUUGUUGUUUUAGCCGAUAGAAAACAAAAAUGCUAUUAUUUAAUAUUUAUUUAUAUAUUUAUUUAUAAUAUUUAGUAUUUAUAUGAAUUAUACU